This is a messenger RNA of Ipomoea nil (Japanese morning glory), 1682 nucleotides long. Its product is annotated as zinc finger CCCH domain-containing protein 39. NCBI's taxonomy places the organism in Eukaryota, Viridiplantae, Streptophyta, Magnoliopsida, Solanales, Convolvulaceae. The coding region runs from base 394 to 1425 and encodes 343 amino acids. The record is from RefSeq and is a predicted model, not a curated record. The transcript has 3 exons. Gene Ontology annotation, molecular function: mRNA binding; metal ion binding.
GCGACUGUUAGGGGUUUUAGCCGUGUCUGGGGUUUUAGGGUUUCUUUCCUAGUCCACUUUGGACUUUUGAUUAAUAUAUUAAUAUGUACUCGAUUUGAUUUUUUCCUUCCCGAUUAAGCUGCGGCUAGGGCUUCCAUUCUCAUCAUUCUUAAUAACGAAUAAACCCAAUUUUUUUUCUUGUUUUUUUUUUCUUUAUAAAAAUUUUCUUUGUGAGGGUUCACACAAUACAUACAUAUAAAGCCUCAAUAUUGAUCAUUCUUUGAAAAUAAAUCAAUUUUCAAUCUGGGUUUUUUGAUUUUUCUGUAAAAAGAUUUGAUUUUUAGCAGAGGCUCUGGGUGUUCUUGAAACUGAUCAUCAGUACACCUUUUCUCAGUUUUUACUGGAAAGAAGAGAAUGAGCUUUCCUGAUCCCCCACCACCAUCUCAGUCCUUUGUGUCAUUGCCAUAUUCUGGAGGGGAUAUGGGAGGAGGCUUCUGGCCUCCACUGCAGAUGAACCAAGAACACAUUGAGUUGUAUUCUCAAUUUGAGAAUGAGCCUCCUCUUAAAAGAUCAAGAAAUUCUGAAAUCAAUCCACUGGUUUCUGCAAAUGCACAAAACCCGAAAGUGAAUCCACCGAAUCUCCCUGGAAAAGGAUCAAACCAUAUAUUUUAUAAGACGCGUAUGUGUGUGAAGUUCAUGGAAGGGAAUUGUAGGAAUGGCGAGCAUUGCACUUUUGCCCAUGGGGCUGAGGAUCUGCGAGAACCCCCUCCGAAUUGGCAGGAUAUUGUUCGUGAGAAGGAUAAGGAUAGGGGAGCGGGGAACUGGAAUAAUGAUCAGAAAGUAAUACAUAGGAUGAAGAUUUGCAAGAAGUUUUAUAAUGGGGAGGAAUGCCCGUAUGGAGAGAGGUGUAAUUUUCUACACGAACGCUCGCCACAAUUCAAGAAUGAUAUGGCAAGAGAACAGAGGGAAAGUUCUGCUAUAAGCAUUGGAACUACAGGUUCUAUGCUGGGGAGGAGAAGUGACUCCGAUCAAUUCGAAAUUAACCAACAUGCUAGUGUUGAUUCGGAUGCUUACCGGAUUAAACCUACAUUUUGGAAAACAAAGAUAUGUAGCAAGUGGGAGAUCACGGGUCAGUGCCCCUUUGGCGAGAGGUGUCACUUUGCUCAUGGCCAUUCAGAGUUAAAGGCUCCCGCUGGCAGAACCGAGAUGGAAGCAACAACGAAUUUUGCGCCCGCCCCAAUCAAGCCUCUCGCUCCUGCAGUCGAUCCAUCCCCUGCAAAUGCGGUUCCGUGUGCUCCAGUGAAGGAACAGCAACAACAACCAGAAGAGGGCAAGAAAUUCUUGAAAUGGAAACCAACCAAGAAAAUCUGUUCGGUCUAUGCAGAUUGGAUCGAGGACCUAGUCCCGCCUCACCUCCUGUGUCGAAAAGCAGAAGACGAGUUCUAAGCGAGCACAUCAUCAUCUGCUUCAAGUCUUUUCCUUUACACUCCGAAGGGAGAGUGUGAUCUAGAUAUAUCAAGAUUGGAAACAUUCUUUCCACUUCGUCUAGUUAUUGCAAUUUGUUCGAUUAUCAUUUGAGAUUUACUUUCACCAUUUUGAUAGUUUUGGAGUCUGGAAUUUUGCAUUAUCAUUUUUUUUGUUGGUUGUAAAGAAUUUUAAUAAGCUAUUACUUAAAAGAGUUUUCUUCAUAAUAAUUAUUCUUA